Messenger RNA from Endocarpon pusillum Z07020, 987 nucleotides. RefSeq lists its product as uncharacterized. Lineage: Eukaryota; Fungi; Ascomycota; Eurotiomycetes; Verrucariales; Verrucariaceae. The record is from RefSeq and is a predicted model, not a curated record. The coding region runs from base 1 to 987 and encodes 328 amino acids. The transcript has a single exon.
AUGCCAGCAGCCGGGAGCCUGAGCUCCGAGAAACGAAGAAGUCCGCCGCCACCAAGAACUGCCCAGGUCCCGCAUCAGGACAACAGCAAGUCAAGCGGUGAUGUCAAUCUAUCAGAACGCUCCACUGCUCUUUCGCCACCAGCAGCUGGAAGUUCGAACCCUGAGGGACGAAGAACACCCGCAGGGAGAACCCCGUCGCUGAGUCAUGAUGACAAUGGGAGGCCUCGUGGUGCAGAUGUGUUACCUCAACGGCCAGGCCCCACAGCCGGAAGUGCGAAUCCAGAGAAGCGAAGAAUGCCAAUGGCGCGGCCAGCUCAGUCACGGUCCAAGGAGAAUAGUGAUCCACAUCAUGAAAUUGAGUUCUCCGAUGGUUUAAUGCCUGAAACACCACCACGACGGCAGCCAAACACAUCACCGUCUCGACUUAAGGCCUUGAAUCCCAAGAACAGUUCAAAUGGCGAAGAUAAUUUACCCCGUGGCUCCAUGGCUAAACCACCGCCACGCAAGUUCAAUUCACCACAGUCUCGGCUAAGGGCUUUGGAUCCCAGGAACAUAUCCAAUGGCCGGAUGCCACCUUCCGCUCAUUCUGGGGCACGGUACUGCGAUGGAACGAAUUGUGAAUGGCGUCCUAAAUCCAUCCGUACAGAAGAGGAGCUGGCGGCCACGAAACGUAUGCUUGUCAGGGCAACAGCCGAAAUUCAAAGGUUGAAGAUGAUGGGGCCGCAAAAGAUCCAGCGUGACCCAACUGCGGUAGUCGGUGCAGCUGAAGGCCCCGCGUAUGAAGACCAGAAGAUGCAUAGCAACACUCAGGGAGUCAGAAUGCCGCCAAGGGAGAGGCAAGGUCAGACUCCGCCGAGGCGACAACGUGAAGGAGCAGGAAUAAUGGGCAAUAUCCCUCGUCCUGCUGCAGCGUGGAGGCCGCCGCCGGCUCUUGCUGCACGGCCUGGAGAUCGAAGCCCUCCUCCACAGGAUCAAGAUUUUGCAUAA